AUGAGUGAAGAAACUAAAUCACCAGACUCUAAAUCUCUUGAGACCCUACCAGGCAUCUUCUUUAUCGGAUCCUCCAACGUUGGCAAACGCACCCUCGUCUCUAGGUUGGUGUCACUUGAUUCUGAAGACUCAUUUGACUUAUCAAAUCAAGUUUUCUCGCAUGGAUGGAAUAUUAAUAAUAAGUACUACUCAGCUGAUGUUGCUCUAUGGAUGACUCAUCUUCACGAAGGAUUUUCAAUUGGAUCUCUUCCAAUUUAUAACAAGCUUGCUGCUUUGGUUAUGGUUUUUGACUUGAGUGAUUUAGAAUCUUUUGUUGCACUUAAGGAUUGGGUGGCUGGAACCGAUAUUAGCAACUUUGAGAUAUUGUUGUGUAUUGGGAACAAAGUUGAUCGGAUUCCUGGCCAUCCUGUUCAUGCUGAAUAUAGAAAACGGGUAAGGAAAAUUGGAGAGUUGGGGUCUUUUGAUGAUCCGAAUAUAGAGCUUGAUGACUUUGGAAUUUCUGAAACUGAAGGAAGUAAUUUGUUGGGUGAUGAAGAAGAGCCAUUGCGGGAGAUUAAGAGGUCAUGUAUUGAAUGGUGCACUGAGAAUGGCAUUGAGUACAUUGAAGCUUGUGCUUCCAAUGUUGAUUUUGACAAAUGUUUAUCAGUUGAUGGGGACUCACAAGGAGUAGAACGUCUCUAUGGUGCUCUUUCUGCUCAUAUGUGGCCAGGAAUGAUCCUGAAAUCUGACAAUAAGAUAACCCAACCAAAGUUACCUGACAAAGAAGAAAUCUCGGAAGAAGAAUCUGAUUAUGAAUUUGAUUAUGAAGUACUGUCUGCUGGUUCAGCUGAACCAUGGGAUGACACAUAUGGAGGAUGGGUUUCGGCAAAUGGUGCAACUGCCAUUCAAGAUGUGGGGGGUCAAGAAAAGUUUGAUAAAGAGAUGCAGCCCUCGUCAUCAGCAAUGGAAUUGCUGGAUGAUAAGGGAGUGGUGCCUGAUGUACAUGAACCUUGCGACAAUGGAGACUCAGAUGAAGUCACACCUUUUGACUUCGAGGAUUUAGAACAGUUGUUGUCUGAGAUAGGGAAUGUGCGUGACAGCUUAAGGUUGAUGCCAGAUUUCCAAAGGAGGGAUUUGGCUGCUAAUCUGGCCAUGAAAAUGGCUGCCAUGUUUGGGGGUGGUAGUGAUGAUGAUAAUGAGGAAGUUGAAUGA
This is a messenger RNA of Dovyalis caffra, 1191 nucleotides long. NCBI's taxonomy places the organism in Eukaryota, Viridiplantae, Streptophyta, Magnoliopsida, Malpighiales, Salicaceae. The record is from the annotation of a GenBank genome assembly.